Molecule: messenger RNA, 1063 nt
Organism: Onthophagus taurus
Lineage: Eukaryota; Metazoa; Arthropoda; Insecta; Coleoptera; Scarabaeidae
Gene: RabGGTa
Product: Rab geranylgeranyltransferase subunit alpha
Biological process (GO): protein geranylgeranylation
Cellular component (GO): cytoplasm; Rab-protein geranylgeranyltransferase complex
Molecular function (GO): Rab geranylgeranyltransferase activity
Source: RefSeq, a predicted model, not a curated record
GACAGAUAAAAGUGAGGUUAUGUUACGUUAUCAAUACAAUUUAAUAUCUUUAUAAAAUGCACGGGAGAUUAAAAGUUCGUACUACAGAACAACAAAAACUCCUCAAACAAAAAGAACAGCAAAAGAAAUUGGCUGCUUAUAAACAUGUAAUGAAUCAAGUGUCUUUAAAUAGAAAAUCUGUACCGUAUCACGUUGAAACGUAUUCACUUUGUGCCCAAAUCUUGCAAUCCAAUCCAGAUGUGUAUACUUUAUGGAAUUAUAGAAAAGAAGUUGUGCUUCAACAACUACAAGAGAGUCAAAAGACAGGUGAAGAAGGGGAAAAUACAGAAGAUUUGAUAAAGUUUCUAGAAAAUGAAAUAAAAUUAACUGAAUCAUGUCUUCUAAAUAAUCCAAAAUCUUAUGGUUCUUGGCACCAUCGUUAUUGGAUAUUAGAUCAUCAUCCAAAACCGAAUUGGAAUCAAGAGUUUAAUUUGUGCACUAAGUAUUUGUCUUUGGAUGAUAGAAACUUUCAUUGUUGGGAUUAUCGAAGGUUAAUGCUUAACAAAAUAGGCAUAACCCUAUUAGAAGAAAUUAAAUUUUCCACAGAAAGAUUAAAUGUAAACUUUUCAAACUAUUCCUCAUGGCAUUAUAGGAGUACUUUAAGAAAAUUAGAUGAUGAAAGCAUUCAGGGUGAAUUGGAUUUGGUUAAAAGUGCUGUUUUUACUGAUCCUGCUGAUAGCAGUGCUUGGUUUUAUCUUCGAUGGGUUUUAAGUCAUCGUAAUGUUGAUCAUGAGCAAAGAAAAGAGUUGUUGGGGAAUUUAGAAGAAUUAUUAGAAUUAGAUCCUGAUUGUAAAUGGAUUAUUAUGGGUAAAGUAUGGUUAACAGGAAGUUUAAGGAUGACAGAUGAAAAGUUUUUAGAUAAAAGAGUUGAAUAUUAUCAAGAUUUGAAAAAAAUGGAUUCAUUGAGAGCUGGGCAAUAUGAUGAUUAUUUGAAAAUAUCCAUAAAGUAGAUGAUAAAUAACUUUUUAAACACAAUUUCAUAAUUAAUGCAUUUAAUAUAUCGCUGAAAAAAAAGCAAAAGUAA